AUGACCGGGACUAGGAUCUACUCACCUCUCGACAUCGGUCGCCGGCAAUUCCGCCUGCUACAAGCCUGCCUAGGUGACGACGGCAUACUCGAGUGCCAAUUAUUCGUUGCCUCACUAGCUGACACGGACCUCCAGUAUCAGGCUCUGUCAUACGUAUGGGGCACCGCUGUUGCUUCAGACAUGAUUCGAGUCGACAACCAGCCAUUUCUGGUGCGGUUGUCAUUGUUUGAUUAUCUGUCAUACAUCGCCAAGGAGCCUAAGCCGAAAGAAUACCUGGGUAUCUUUAUCGAUGCCCUCUGUAUCAAUCAGGACGAUGCUGCAGAGCGCAGCAGUCAGAUCGCGUUGAUGGGAGAUAUCUACAGUCGUGCUCGUGAAGUAGUGGUGUGGUUCGGCAGUAAGGACCCUUGGACUGACCGGGUCACAUACGUGUAUCCCGUCAUCGAGGAUGCAGAAGUAUUACGCUCGUGCUUCGAUGGUGUCGAAAAUGGUCUUCUUGACGAAAACGAGAUGCGCGAGAUCCGAGAGUACAUGACCCAGGAGCUGAGUGAGCACGAGUAUUGGACACGAGUUUGGACAGUACAGGAGUUCUUGCUACCGAGUAGACUGCAAAUGCGUUUCGGCACCAUGCAGAUUUCUGGCUUGUCCUUCACCAAAGCUGUCCUCGGGGAGCUCUCCCAAGAAGAUCAGGAUCUGUCCUUUCUGAAUGUGGCUGUGCCUGUGAAGGCUCUUUUCUCUGAAGGCAACGAAUUCAUAUCGAAUGUCGAGAGAUGCUGGCAAUUUGUGUACGAGCGGAUGAAACGAGACACCGAUGCCCCUCCAGGUACCAUCUCACAAUACCAAAAGAUACCCAUGAGUCGCGCAAUUAUUGCUUUCGUAGAGCAGCAGUGCUUGGCGCCACGGGACAAGACCUUUGGCCUCCUUGGUAUAUGCAGCCAUCGGACUGUGAUUGACUACAUCUUGCCGCUGUCAACGCUCUAUCUCCAAGUACUGGUCAUUUGCUUGCAAGAGCUGUGUACAGAGCCUCAGGGGCAGGAAGAGAUGCUGCUCAUGGUCGAUGUUACCAUCGCCUCGAGUGUGUCGCUCGAAAUGCCAUUGAACGAUGAUCGGGUAAUGGUGCUGACGCUACUAGCGAUGGAUACAGUAGGCAAAGCCGAAUUCCUUAUGCCUUUCCUGUUGGAGCGCACGCUGCCAGCACGGCGUCUGCAUCUGCACCGCUUGCUGUUGGGACCAUCGACGGUUUCCAAACAAAGGAUGACAGACAUUGAGCUGAGGCAGCUUUACCAGGCGAUUGGAAUGGCACGAGAUGCCGAGAGUUUUGUCACAACACCUGAUGGCGAGACAGGGACAAUCGAGGAUUGGGAAGCGUACUUGGCAUGUCUGACAAAUUAG
Messenger RNA from Recurvomyces mirabilis, 1389 nucleotides. RefSeq lists its product as uncharacterized. The transcript has a single exon. Bases 1 to 1389 code for a protein of 462 amino acids. The record is from RefSeq and is a predicted model, not a curated record. NCBI's taxonomy places the organism in Eukaryota, Fungi, Ascomycota, Dothideomycetes, Mycosphaerellales, Teratosphaeriaceae.